Messenger RNA from Daphnia pulicaria, 1199 nucleotides. RefSeq lists its product as uncharacterized. The record is from RefSeq and is a predicted model, not a curated record. Bases 1 to 855 code for a protein of 284 amino acids. The transcript is spliced from 4 exons. Lineage: Eukaryota; Metazoa; Arthropoda; Branchiopoda; Diplostraca; Daphniidae.
AUGCUAGCUGUUUGUAUACUGAAGCUACACACCACCAUGCAAUUAAUUUGUUGCAUAUGUAAAGAAGUGACAGAUAGAUGUCGUCCAUGGGAAGCCGCGGCGAUUUCAACACAUCACCGUUACGGAAAGCGGAAAGAAAACGAUCAAUACUGGAAGCAGGUUCCUGUUUGCACACAGUCGCGCUCCGACAACCUUCGGGAAAAGAUUGUACUCUUUUCAAGUUUAGAUUCUCAAAUUGCGCAGAUGGCGUUCAUGAUACCAGUGGUUCGUAAUGAUUGGGACGUGUGGAUGCGCUCCGGGAAGCCUCGUCCGUCGGGGAAAAGCUCACGUAAUAAUGGACAGACUACCGAAAGCCGCUCGGAUGACACGAAUUUAUCGACCACCCCCAGCCGUAACGGCAUCAUGGCGGAUACCCACAGGAAUAAAAGAAGUUUAGCCAUUGAGAUUCGUAACCAGCAACAUUUAAGGAUCAGCGGCGGUAGUCUUCCUUCCAACUUCCAAUCUGCCCAUGUCACGCUGCCUCUAAGCGGAUCUUCUUCGCGACAUCGACGACCUCUGAACGGCACCUCACGUCUCCAUUCGAUGCAUAGUAGUUAUCGCGUAGGGAAAAGUCGUGCUUUCGAACCGGAAUCAGUGGUCGCCGAGGACGAAGCAACUGCUUCCCUACCUAACAGUUUUGAGGGAGUUUCCCCGCCUACGAAAGUUGGUUCACAAAAUUCCUUGCAAAAGUUCCAUACCCGCUUGGUUGAUCGUCUCCGCCGUUCGCUACGACUUAAUUCAACAUCCGCUUCCGUCGGAAGAGAUAACUGUGUGCCGGAGAAAACGGUAGCCGCACGUCGUCAUAAAGAAAGUUGAUGACGUAAAACUGUUUCAAAUGUCUACGUAAGUCAGAAAACCAAGUACCGGAUCCAAAAACUUUUACGAAUAAUGGUGACGUCAAACGUUGUUAUUCCCCAAAUUUCAUGCUCUUAUACAAUAAUUCCGGUUUUCCAUAGUUAGCCGGUUAUGCUUAAUGCACGUCAAUGUACAUUUUUUCAAGCAAGUACUAAGUAUACGUUUGUACGUUUGUUGACUCAAAGCCGACAAAUCGAGUGUAUCUGACAUGUCCAGAAAUCAGAAAUUUUUGCAGCGUUCGCACCCCUUUUUAAAUGUGGCGCUUUUAUUCUUGCCCGUGGCAAUAUACUAAGUCUACAUGUUCA